AUGAGAGUCUCCCCGUUGUUGACGCUGCUUUCGGCGCUCGCUGCCACGGGCUUGACUUUCGUAUGUCUGCUGGCCGGGUACACCACCACCACACUUGCCGAUAUUGAUAUGUUUAAUCUCAACAUAUCACAAAUAGCACAUACCAAAUUCAACAACGGCACCGGCAACGGAUGCAAUUGCGUCGAGUUCGUUGACGGCGUCCUCACGGUAAACGGGACCGCCGUCGUCAACGGGACCCUCAAUGUGGGGUAUGCUGAACUGGAUGUCUUCGAAUACUACUCGGUCUAUGUCAUCAACUACUGCGAGGGCAGCUACCUGCCGUCGUACCAGGACAACGAUGCGAACGCCGUCAUCACUCGGUGCGAGAAGCCGUCAUUGACGCGGCAUUUCGACCUCGUUGAUAUCCUGGAGAAAGCCAUGAAGGACCUCGGCAGCGCCCUCGGGGAGGAUAUUUCGUUCGACGACCUGGACUGGCCUAACGGCAUCACCAGUGCAUUUGUCUAUGCACAGUCUGCGGGGUCGGCCAUGGUCGUGUUCUUUAUCAUUGGGCUUGCCUGCCUAAUCCUUGCGUCCCUGGCGGCACUGUGGUGCUUGUUCACAACCAACAGAACGGCCGUCAAGUUCCUCCUCAUUACCUCUGUGCUUGCUUUACUGAGUCUGACAAUCUGUGCCGGCAUCACGACGGCUAUAAUCACCAUUGUCGUCAACGGCGUCAACGCCAACGGCGAGGACAUUGGUGUCUCGGCCAAACAAGGCAACGCCUUUCUAGCCCUGGUGUGGAUCGCGGUCGCCCUGCUCCUCAUCUCGACCUUGACGUCAAGCAUCACCCUCUGCGUCGGGCCUAGCCGGCGAACUCACACUCGACUGCGAGAGCCCGAAGCAUACGACAUGCCGCCCGUCAUGUUCAAGCGGAGGAAGGCCCCGUACUACAUGAGCCCUCCCGAUUCGAGUUACUGGGACAGCUUCUCGUCCCGACGGAUGCUGGUGGAUCCACGCGACCGCGACCGUGAUCGCGAGGAUGACUAUUAUGGCUAUGGCGAAGAAUUUAGAUAA
This is a messenger RNA of Fonsecaea nubica, 1053 nucleotides long. RefSeq lists its product as hypothetical. Gene Ontology annotation, cellular component: plasma membrane; cell cortex of cell tip. Gene Ontology annotation, biological process: fungal-type cell wall organization. Bases 1 to 1053 code for a protein of 350 amino acids. The record is from RefSeq and is a predicted model, not a curated record. The transcript is spliced from 3 exons. NCBI's taxonomy places the organism in Eukaryota, Fungi, Ascomycota, Eurotiomycetes, Chaetothyriales, Herpotrichiellaceae.